GAAGCUGAAGCUGACCUGCAUCAAUGAGCCUGUUGAUCAGGAAAAAGACCACUAGACUGCUAACGACACGGUUCACUGAUCAGAGCAGGGAAAAUAACACUCAACCUCCACCUCGCGUCGUCUUAUUUAAGCGGAGACGUCUCUGCGCCGGGUCCUCAGUCUACCUCAGUCUACCUCACACAGCUGACUCCGAUCUGCUUCAUCUGACGAUGACCUGGACUGCUGCUGCUGCUGCUGCUGCUGCUGCUGCUGCUGCUGCUCUUCUCCUCACCUGUGUUGUCGUCUCAUGUGCAGAUUCUGAUGAUUAUUGUUAUCAUGAGCCACACUGUGAUCCUUAUGCGUGGGGCAACAUGUUCCCGUCAUGUCACCCCAUCCUUGAAGAGCACCACUCUCCCAUCAAUCUGGACCAGCAGAUGACCAGGAACAGCUCACUGGACUCUCUACACCUGGAGGGCUUUGACGUGGUCCAAACGGGUCACUGGACGCUCAAGAACGACGGACACUCUGUCGUGCUUCAGGUGGGCAGUGGCAUGUCGGUGAGUGGUGGAGGCCUCCCCGAUGUUUACCACACCAUCCAGCUGCACUUCCACUGGGGAGGACCGUCCGCUAACGGCUCAGAGCACACGGUGGACAAACGCAGAUACCCGAUGGAGAUGCACAUCGUCAACAUGAAGUCCAUCCAUCCAAACUUGACGGUGGCCUUGGACGAUCCCACGGGACUCGCUGUUCUCGGGUUCUUCAUCGAUGUUGUUUACGCCGACAAUGUCCACUUUGGACAACUCACACAAAAACUGUCCUCUGUCGCUUACAGAGGUCAAACUGCUAAACUCAAGCCAUUUCCACUGAUGAGCCUCUUACCAAAGCACAACAUGAGUCAGUAUUACCGUUACUACGGCAGCCUCACCACGCCGCCGUGUUCUCAGGUGGUCGUGUGGACUCUGUAUGAAGUUCCCGUCUACAUCUCGUGGUCUCAAUUGGCUCAGUUCACGUCGCAGAUCUUCUCCACGGAGGAGAACGCGGAGCAGGUGACGCCUCUGCAGAUGAACUUCAGGCACAUCCACGCCACCUUCAGUCGCACCGUGUCUGCGUCCAGUGAUGCUAAGCUGCUCGGCGGGACAGCAGGACGCCCCCUCAGGUUACCUGUGUCUCUGCAGCUGCUUGUCGUCUUCUCCUCUCUCCUCUUCGUCUCCACACUUUAGCGGAACCUUAGCCCACCCCCAGAAAGUUCCACGUUCUUAUUUGAAACUGAGAUAUAAAAGCGUUAUUUUAAAAGGGAAGAGAAGUAUUGUUUUUGUAAAAAAAAGGAAAAAAAACUGACCUGUUAUUUCUGUAGGAUUAUUUAACUCCGUGAGUGCAUCGCUAACUAACUCUUUAAAGUCACACUGUACAGUAACUUUAUUUUUCUUCAAAAAGGUACAAUCCUAACUGUUUUUAGUCCUAAAACAAAGUGUUAGUGAUAAAAAUGGGAUUAAAAUAACAUUUGUUUCCUGA
Molecule: messenger RNA, 1491 nt
Organism: Solea senegalensis (Senegalese sole)
Lineage: Eukaryota; Metazoa; Chordata; Actinopteri; Pleuronectiformes; Soleidae
Gene: car15
Product: carbonic anhydrase 15
Exons: 8
Coding region: 24-1199 (391 amino acids)
Cellular component (GO): plasma membrane
Molecular function (GO): carbonate dehydratase activity; zinc ion binding
Source: RefSeq, a predicted model, not a curated record